AUGAGCGCCACCUUCGUUCACACACGAAUGAGAAGCCCUAUGGGUGCAGGAUUUGCGGAAAGUUCUACCCUCGCCGGGCCUCACCCGGUCGGCGGCUGGGGCAACAUGGAUUCGAAUCAGAGAGGAAAUUCACGAGCAGCGAUGAGUGACGAUACGUCAACGAUUCUGGGCUCAACCUUGGACUCGGAUCUAGAUCUUGAAGAUGCUACCUUGGGCCUCACCGAGACCGCGCACAACCGAAGAUCUGUUUUGCUGCAGGACCACUCGACAUGCACGAGGCCGAACUCGGAUGUUUUCUCUGGCGAUCAGGUUAUGAUCAAUGAUCACGCUACCAUGAAUGUUCCGACCGCCGGGGAUCAGCUGCUGAAUCUUGAUUUCUCGAAUUGGCUUCUCGACGAGAACCUCGUGGAUCUUGGACUGGGAGAAUCUUGGAUUGAACCAGUCAGCGCAAAUGAACGGUCACAGCCAAUGCCUCCGCCAAUGGCCCCAGCCGAGCAGUGCGACAAACCCCCCGUUGUACCAGAUCUCAGGCCAAUAUGGUAUAAUCAACCAAGGAGGACCGUUGAUAGCCUUCAUGACGAUUAUGAAGGGGCAAAAAGACAACAUACGACAACUUUCAGAAGAGAUAUCGACGAUACAUAUCGCACGCAUAUGGUCGAAGAACUUUGUACCCCGUUGCGCAACGAUCCACUUCCAUCCCUGGACUUCCUGAAUCUCUGCGUUCAGUUAUUCUUCACCCGCUUCAACAUCGCGCUGCCCAUAGUACAUGGACCGACUUUCCGGCCGAGUGAGGCUAACAUUUUAACAGUUCUUAUCAUGUGUUGUGCUGGGACCACAACAAGUUCUUCGGCCAUGUCUACCCGGGUGGGAUCGAUGCUCUUUGAACGAAUUCACAAAGCUGGCAAUGGUGGUCCGUGGGAGAGAGGGCUAUCGGAACGACCGCAUGUUACACCCCAUAACCUUAUGGGAGCCAUCAUCGGUCAAACCGUCGCACUGCUGUCUGCCGAUCCGGUUCAUCGAGCAAUUGCAGACGCUUAUCAUGGUUGUCUUAUCUCGAUUGGUCGACAUGUAGGGCUGUUCAAGGAGAUCCCAGAACUUGAUCUCAGGGAUAUGGCCUCGGCAGAAGAUCUCGAGAAAAGAUGGAAACAAUGGGCUCGAAACGAGGAAAUGAAGAGGGCAGCAAUCGUCUUGCAUAUUCAAGACGCGGAAAUUGCUGCUUUGUUCCACCAUGAGCCUGCUUUCCGACAUAACACCAGCAACUUGCCCGAUGUUGCACCCAAUGAUCUAUUUCAAGCACCUACGGCCACGUUAUGGGCGAUUAAGCACAACGAACAUAUGAAACAUCGACGAAGUAAUUCAACAACCCAACCGAAUGAGGCUCGCUUCAUUGGUCAGACAGGAAAAGGCUGGCAACAACAACGGUCACUGAUGAACGCCUGGGCCGUUCUAUCAGGGAUUGGCGCGACAAUAGCUGAACACCGGUCUCUUCAAACGCUCUCACUGCAACGCGUCGCUGAGCUUGAGAAUGGCCUGGCAAUUCGACGAGCAUAUCUCACACCACCAUCGUCCAUUCCAGGUCCAUCGAUUGCAAGAUUCAGCUCAGCGCUAUUGAAAUUCCACACAAUUCGAGGACAGCGUGUGCAAUACAUCCACCACCUGCAUCAGAUCUACGGUCCAUUGGUUCGCAUUGGUCCAAACGAGGUCGAUGUUGCUGAUCUACAGGGCUAUCAUGCCAUUCACAAGAUUGGGAGCGGUUUUCAGAAGAGCCAAUGGUACCCAAGAUUUCGCACGGCUUACGAACAUCAAGACGUCUUCUCAGAGACAAAUGCAAAGAACCACGGGAUUCGGAGAAAGAUCCUGUCCCGACCAUUCUCCAAAUCGAACUUGACACAGAACCGGGCGGCCUUGGUGGAUGAGAGAGCUCAGUUGGCAGUCCAAAAGAUCAGGGCGAGGGCAGAAACUGGGACUUGCAACGUCUUCGAAUGGUGGACGUACAUGGCUACCGAUGUCAUUGGGAAAGUCUCCUUCGGCGAGUCAUUCGGGAUGCUGGAGCUUGGAAAGAAAACGGAGUUUGUUGAAAUGUUCGAGAAUUUCGCCAUGAUUGGCAUUCUUCGAUCCGAAUUUCCGGGCCUCUACCGUAUUUUCUGUCUUCUACCGAACUUUCUAUUUGAUAUCAACCGGGAUGAAAAGCUCAUCAUUCGGCAUGGCAAGGAGAUCCUGGCCCGCGCCAAGGAAGGUUCCAUGGACAGGACAAACAUCUUCACAGGCCAUAUUGUGGCAGACGAGACAGGCGUAAGCGAAAUCUCGGAGGACAGCAUGGUCGUCGAAGCCACUGGUCUGAUUGGGGCGGGUGGCGGCACGACAAGUGUCACCCUGACCUACCUCGUUUAUGCGGUCCUUCAAAAUCCACGAAUACAGGCAAGGCUGGAACACGAAGUGGCCGCAUUACCGGACAAGUUCACCAAUACCGAUCUUGAAAAGCUUCCUUAUAUGAAUGCUGUGAUUGAAGAAGCUCUGAGGCUAUACGGUCCAAUACCCGGAGCGCUCCAACGUGUCGCUCCAAAGACAGGCUUGAACAUCUCUGGCCAUUUCAUGCCGGCUGGCACUAUCGUUUGCACUCAAGCAUUCAGCAUGCAUCGAAUACCAGAAAUCUUUCCAAACCCAGAAUGGUUUGAGCCGGAAAGAUUCCUCCACGAUGCCUAUACAAUUCCAGAGCAGCGAUCGGCCUUCGCGGCUUUUGGAGCUGGAGCACGUGUCUGUCUAGGCGUACAUCUGGCCUACAUGGAACUCCGUAUGGCAACCGCCUUGUUCUUCCGGGACUGUGCUGGUGCUCGGCUUGCCCUUGAAGCACCUGAUGAUAUGGACAUGGUCAACUUUUUCGGCGGUGUACCUAAGAGCCAGCGCUGCAAUAUCACCUUGACAAGAUCUGACGCACAUUAG
Exophiala xenobiotica is the source of this 2940-nucleotide messenger RNA. RefSeq lists its product as uncharacterized. Bases 1 to 2940 code for a protein of 979 amino acids. The transcript has 8 exons. The record is from RefSeq and is a predicted model, not a curated record. Gene Ontology annotation, molecular function: heme binding; iron ion binding; oxidoreductase activity, acting on paired donors, with incorporation or reduction of molecular oxygen. NCBI's taxonomy places the organism in Eukaryota, Fungi, Ascomycota, Eurotiomycetes, Chaetothyriales, Herpotrichiellaceae.